AUGUACUUACAAAUUUUAUUGUUCAUUUCAUGCGUUCAAAUGAUAAAAGGAAAUUGUUCAUCUAAUUGUUAGUGUUGUGUUAAAGUUGAAUAAAAAUAUACUUGUGCAGAUAUAAGUUAUUGCUUGAGAGUAUUGUGGAUUUGGUUGGGUAUUUGGCUAAUGACAACCAUUGGAUAUAUAUUUCUCUAUUUUAAGAAACGAAAACAAACGAAAAUUAGAAUAGAUCAUAUUUUUGAGCUUUCAUCAGCCGCCUUGAAAUAAAUACUAAUUUUAUGUAUAAUAAUUAUUUUAUUUAGCUCCUGAAAAUACAUCAACUUUACCAUCUCCCAAUACAUGA
This is a messenger RNA of Paramecium octaurelia, 337 nucleotides long. The record is from the annotation of a GenBank genome assembly. NCBI's taxonomy places the organism in Eukaryota, Ciliophora, Oligohymenophorea, Peniculida, Parameciidae.